UCCCUACCUAGUGUUACUAGACAUAAUUAUGUAGAUCUAUUACAAAAUAAGCAAGACAAGACUCGACUAUAAACAGGCACUCACUAGCUCGCUCACUAGCACACUGCACUGUCAAUACUGAGCUUUCAAUGGCGCAAUCUGAAAUCUCUCUUGUUGAGACACAUGUUGGUUCUGUGAAAGAGGUGGUUGAUAAUGCCCGACAAGGGUUUCGGUCAAGAAGAACUUUUCCUUUGGAGUAUCGAUUGGAGCAGUUGACGAACCUAAGACGAUUAGUCAAUGAAAAUUUGGUCAAGCUGCUUAAUGCUCUGUGGACUGAUCUUCAUAAGCCCCAUCAAGAGACAAUGAUGACGGAAGUUAAUCAGAUUACAACCGAUAUUGAUCAUACACUCAGCAACUUGCGAACGUGGAUGGCACCUGAGCAUGUAGAAAAAGAUUUGCUGAACAGGUUUAAUUCAGCAUACCUAAUGCCAGAGCCUUAUGGUGUGGUACUUAUCAUAUCUCCCUGGAACUACCCUCUCAUGCUGUCUCUGAUGCCUUUGACCGGUGCAAUUGCUGCAGGAAAUGCUUGUGUGCUAAAGCUGCCUGAAAUUGCUGUUGCAACAUCGAACCUAUUGGCUGAACUGAUUCCGUCAUAUUUGGAUAAGGAGUGUUACAGUGUGGUUACUGGGGGCUUAGAGGUCGCCAAGGAAGUGUGUGCUCAGAGGUUUGACUACAUUUUUUUCACUGGGAGCACGGCAGUGGGAAAACUUGUGAUGAGGAGUGCUGCUGAAUUCCUGACCCCGCUAACACUGGAGUUAGGAGGGAAGAGCCCUUGCAUUGUCGCUGAUGAUGCCGACCUGGAGGUGGCUGCUAGACGCAUUAUGUGGGGCAAGUGUCUCAAUAGUGGCCAGUCAUGUGUUGCUCCGGACUAUGUCCUUUGCUCUGCUGAUAUUCAAGAAAGGCUUGCCGAGAACCUCAAGAAUGCAAUCAUAGAAUUCUUUGGAAAAAACCCAAAAGAGUCCCAAGACUAUGGUCGAAUUAUCAACAAGCGAGCAUUUGAUCGAAUCUGUGCACACAUGGACUCUAUGAGGAACAAUGUGUAUUACGGGGGAGACUGUGAUGCACAGGAAAGAUACAUCUCUCCGACAAUCUUGACGAAUGUCACAGGAGAUGACUCCAUAAUGUCAGAAGAAGUAUUUGGUCCUCUUUUGCCUGUCAUACUCGUGGAAAAUGUCCAGAAGGCAAUUGAAUUCAUUAACAGCAGGGAGAAGGCGCUUGCACUGUAUCUGUUCACAAGCAGUCAGGAUAUGGUACAGGCAGUCACCCAGCAAGUGAGCUGUGGAGGAAUCACUCAUAAUGACACCAUGCUGCAUUGCUCAGUGACCAGUCUACCAUUCGGAGGAGUAGGCGCUAGUGGCUUUGGCGCCUAUCACGGCAAAUUCUCCUUUCACACCUUCACACAUUGCAAACCUGUGUUGUCCACUUCAACGAGGGCUACUCUUGAAGGACUCAACAAUAUUCGAUACCCUCCAUACUCGGAAGACAAACUUACUGAUGCUCAACGCCUGCAGACCGAGGGAGGGGUUUCACGAGUGCUUCACUUGGCCAACCUGCUUACCAGAUCAGUUUUUGGAAGGCCGAGGUACAGGCAACCACUGAGGCAGUCUGAAGGGGAUAGCAGGUCUACUGCCGAUACUGUUCAAAAGAAGCAAGAAUCCAACGAGAAAAAUUAACGUGACAAUGUACUUAAUACAUUAUUACUAAUUGUUCAUUAAGUUUUGCGAUUGCUGUGUAUUUGAGUCAUGCAGAAGGUGCAUCAUUAACUUUUCAACACUA
Molecule: messenger RNA, 1815 nt
Organism: Halichondria panicea
Lineage: Eukaryota; Metazoa; Porifera; Demospongiae; Suberitida; Halichondriidae
Product: aldehyde dehydrogenase, dimeric NADP-preferring-like
Exons: 11
Coding region: 129-1712 (527 amino acids)
Biological process (GO): aldehyde metabolic process
Cellular component (GO): cytoplasm
Molecular function (GO): aldehyde dehydrogenase (NAD+) activity
Source: RefSeq, a predicted model, not a curated record